CCUGCAAUGUUGCCCGAAUGCCUGAUGAAAGUUCAAGAAACAGUAAGAGCUGGAGAAGGACGCUUUUCAUAGUAUUUCUUGUAAAAUCCUUCAUUUUUUAUCAAUGGAAAUAACAAGCUGGUACGAAAAAGAUGAAUCUCUACGUGCUGCUUACUUUGUGUUAGUGAUACUCCGUUUUUUAUUUUCAUGUUUUGUCCAAAAUGGCUACUUGUAUCCAGAUGAAUUCUUCCAGUCCUCAGAAAUUAUGGCCAGGGACAUUCUUCAAAUAAAUUCUACAAUAACUUGGGAGUGGAAUGAAGCAUUUCCAGUCAGAAGCCCAAUAUCAGCAUUUCUAACUUCAGGAAUUCCAUUUUUGAUCCUCAAAUUAUUAUCCAAAUUUGUUGAUCUUCCUCCUUAUUUAUUUUUGAUAUUUCCAAGAAUUUAUAUUACAUUCAUCUCUAUAUUAUCAUUUGACAUUCCUGUUUAUAUUAUUAGUCAAAGAUUGAAACUGAAGCCAUUUUAUUGUCUGUUUGUAUUGUCUACUUCAUAUGUGACACAUGUAUUUGCAACAAGGCCAUUCUCAAACACAUUGGAAACUGGUAUUUUUGGCAUAUUACUUGUGCUGUUCACACACCCUGAUAAUAUGCAGCUCUCACGUUCUAUGCUUGAAGUUAUGCCAAUUUAUAAAUGCAUCCUGAUUGGUAGUUUAACUUCUUUGGGUGUUUUUUGCCGACAAACAUUUCUUGUGUUUGCAUUGGUUCCUUACCUUGGAUAUCUUAUAUGUCAGGUAAAAAGACAAACGCACAUGCUCCAAAUUGUGGACAGAUUGAUGUUUAUGGCACUUGGAUUUCUUAUUACUACAGUAGUUUUUGUUUUACUGGAUUCUUGGUACUUUGGCUAUUUAGAACAUGGCAAAAUUGUUCUUACAUCAUGGAAUUUUAUAAAAUAUAACUCGUUACAAUCUCACACUCAUGGACACCAUCCUUUCUUCACUCAUUUUCUCGUCAAUAUACCAUUAUUAUUUGGACCAAUAGCAUUUCUAUUCUACUUUAAACUCGGGUCAUUGUUGUUAAGCAGAUUUUGUGGUUCCAACCAGCUUGAAACGAAAAACCAAGUUGAUCUGGGUGACAAAAAGCCAUAUAAAGUAUCCUUGGUUCUCUGUGUUUUUGUUCCAGUAUUGAUCCUUUCAUUUAUACCACAUCAAGAACCUCGGUUUAUGAUGCCUGUUAUACUUCCGUUAGUACUGUUAUUUUCAUCUAAAGUAGUGGGUUUAAAAUACUCUCCCACAAUACUUAUGUCAUGGUCUAUUUGGAAUGUGAUUGGUUGCAUAUUCUUUGGUGUUCUACAUCAAGGUGGUGUUGUGCCAUCAUUACUUCACCUCCAUAAAGUAAUUAAUCAAAAAGUGCAGAGUUCAACAGAAUCUUAUUGCCACCAUGUGGUAUAUUUCCAUACAUACAUGCCUCCUACGCAUCUCCUCGCUUGGCCAAACAAAGUGCCUAUCAAUGGACACAAACUUUAUAUCCAUGAUCUUGCUGGCAGUUCUCAAGAAACAUUUGAUCAAACAAUGUCAAAAUUAAAGUCAGAUUACUGUGUUAAAAAUAGAAAUGUGGUAAGGAUGUACUAUUGACAGAGGUUAAUUCAUACAUGUAUGUUGAAAAAUACUUCUCAAAAAACAGGCAUCUUUCUGGCAGAAAAAUGCCUUUGUGUCAGCAAAAUCCAAAAUAAGUGGUAUUUUCCACUGGCUGAGGUACAAAAGAAGCUGAAAAUGUUUUCUCACACACUGCUUGGGACCUGAUAGAAAUUGGGUGGUGCACGUUAGAUGAGCACAUUUUUGUUGUUGCUCACCGUAGCUUUACAUAAAUCCCAUCUGCCCACCCUUUGUUAAAUAAAUAUUACGAAAAGCUAUAAAAUACAGGUUAGCUAGGUUAUGUAAAGUAUAUUUGUACAGAUAGCAAAGCGAGUAUUGUGUGAAAAAUAAAUAUCAAGUGUGCAGCUGAUGCUGCAGCAGUUUCCAGCAGUAUGGGAGAAAACAUUUGUGAACCAAAUGUAAAACUUCCUGCACAUGUAGAUUUCAAAAAAUGAGCAGUACCACAUAUGCGGGCAAACUUCAAUGUUGACUCAUGAUAACCUUGAUUGGAAAUUAUAUGGGAUUCCAAUAUAUAGCAUGACAAAAAUUCCAGCAAGUCAAAAUUUCCUGUGAAGAUAUUUUGUUGAAAAUUUCCUGGCAGUGGUGCACCAUCAAUAAUGUGCAUCAUUGUUUUUCUUCUAGGUCUACAUUGUGUACCCUGCAACAGUCCAGAUUCCUGUUAAACCUGAAGAUCACAUGAACACUGUGACAUUCUUUCCUCAUUUAACAAUGGAAGAUCCUCCUAAUUUUCACCAACAUAUCACUGAUCUGAUUUUUAUUAAGAGUGCCAACGAUACAAAUACUUCAGGCAUGAAUAUUCUAAAUACAGGUAGAGCAUAUUGGAACCAUGUUUGUGGUCAACUAGAAAAACUAAAAUAUGAACUUUCUUUAAAUUUUUAUAUAACUCAAUUUUAAACUGAUUGUAGGCUAGCUUAUUUGUAUUCUGGUGUCACAGUGGAUUUGGACCCCCCAGUAGAUUUGGACCAGGGGGGGUUCAAAUCUCCUAGUAGAUAUGGAUCCCCGGUCCAAAUCUCCUAGUGGUUAUGAUCUUAUGGACCCCAUUUAGCGGAUAUGAACCCCCUUUUUAAACACUUUUAUAUAUAUUACUAAAAACAACCCCAAUAACGGUGAAUAUGUUAAAUUCAUUAGUUUUCAGAUACCCGGAGCUACUUAUCAACCACACAGUCAUUUAUUGUGAAUAGAAAACAUUGGGUUUUUUUAUUGCCAGUGAGAUGCAAAUUCAACAAUCUUAAACUACAAAUAAAGUAGAAAGGUCCAAAUGGAAAGUAACUAUACAACUAUAAAAGGAUAAAUAAACACACUAAAAACUCAUGUAGCUAUACGUAAUAUGACGUUUAUAUGACCAGAAUAGAUAAAAAAGGCUUUCGUUUAGAUGAGUCACCAUCACUUGGCUAAAUUGUAGAAUACCCGUCCACUAGUCAUUUUUCACUGCGUAGCUACAUUUUCAGUGGCUACGCGGCUACGCAGUCACGCGCUAUCAAAUUACAAUAUCAAGGAAUAUAACGGAAAUACCUCUCUUUUGGUAAUUUUACACCAAAUUAUACCACUGCAUAGCCACGUGGCCACUAAAAAAAAAUACCUUCCCAUUACGUCAUUAUAUCAAUGUCUCGUUCUUUUAAAAACUCACUGCGUAGCCACUAAAAAAUAUACCUUCCUUCCCAUUACGUCAUUAUAUCAAUGUCUCGUUCUUUUAAAAACUCACUGCGUAGCCACGUAGACACUAAAAAAUACCUUCCUUACAAUUACGUCAUUAUAUCAAUUGCCUCGUUCUUUCAAAAACUCACUGCGUAGCCACGUAGCCACCGAUAGUUCUAGCGGGUCUUCAAAAGUGGACGACGGGUAUUCUGCAAUCGCUCCGAAUUGGCUUUAUAUUAUUGUAUUCACAUUAGGCCACAUAAAAAAAUUACUUGUUUAGCGUCCACCCAUUUUAAUUUUUCUAGGUCGGGCGGGCGGGGUUUUUUUUUUUUUUUUCGUAAAAUGCAACACAAAAUUCUGCUAAAUGCAGGAAAUCCUGUAUAUUACCACAGUCAAAACUCACUUUAACUCUUUCAUAUCCGUUCAUGUUUUUUAAUACUGUUCAUGUUUUUAAUAAAACAGAAAAUUACCGUUUGGCGGUCACGCGCGAACACUUUACCUGCGAACAGGCAUAUCUGGGAAGGAAAUACUUUGUGUAAACGUAUUACAUACUCGAUCCCGGAAGAAUAAAAUCACCAUUUUUUCCAAGUAAAACGGUCUUUUUUAUAGAAAGUUUUUGCACUAAACUCGGACGGAUUUUGAAAAAAAAAAUUGGAGGUCGAGGACUUUUAUCAAGUCAGGCGGGGACGCUAAACAAGUAAUUAAUUUUUUUAUGUGGCCUUAUAUAUUUACAUAUAUUUAACUUUUGAUGGGGGGGGGGUCCAAAUCCGCCAACGGGGUCCAUAUUUAUUAGUAGAUAUGGACCCCCGGGGGUCCAAAUCAACCGGGACACCGGUUUAAUUAAGAUGUGUUAAAUCUAGUACGCGGACGUGCCAAAAAACACACCCUAAAUUCGCAGUGUCAGCAAUAUAGACUAUUUUUGUCAACAGAGAAGGUAAAAAACACAUUUAAACUGGUAACAAAUCCAACAGAAAAGCAUAAGUAACUGUCUUUUUGUCACGUCCACGUACUAGGUUUAGCUCAUUUUAAGUUACAUGGUAGCUCAAUUUAGUUACUAGGUUUAGCUCAUUGCAAAACAAUUGGAGUACGCUACGUUGCAAGUAAGAAAGAAGAAAUUCAUAUUUUCGGUAUAAAUUGUUGACAAUUCAUAUUUUC
Paramuricea clavata is the source of this 4417-nucleotide messenger RNA. The record is from the annotation of a GenBank genome assembly. NCBI's taxonomy places the organism in Eukaryota, Metazoa, Cnidaria, Anthozoa, Malacalcyonacea, Plexauridae.